Messenger RNA from Aspergillus wentii DTO 134E9, 1695 nucleotides. RefSeq lists its product as uncharacterized. Bases 151 to 1524 code for a protein of 457 amino acids. The transcript has a single exon. NCBI's taxonomy places the organism in Eukaryota, Fungi, Ascomycota, Eurotiomycetes, Eurotiales, Aspergillaceae. The record is from RefSeq and is a predicted model, not a curated record.
GUCCUAUUGCAAAAUAACAGUCUGCAAUAUGCCUAGAAGGAGCAUGCCCAAGGUGCGAUCAGGCUGUAUCACCUGCAAGUACGGAUCAUCCAUGUUUCUCCUGCAAAACUAACAAGCAGCAGACGACGUCGGGUGAAAUGCGAUGAGCAGAUGCCUGAAUGCCUGCGAUGCCUUCGCGCUGAUCGCACGUGUGAGGGAUAUCUUCCAUCCAAAGACCAGAACAGACCUUCCAAAGCCAUCACUGUAUAUAACCUACCAUUCAGGAUCCCCGGAAGCCAGGCCGAUCGACAACGACUGCACUUCUACUGCUGCCAAGCAGCGGAAAGCCUGGCCAGUUACUCAGAUUCAACGCUGUGGACCUCGUUGAUUCUGCAGCGAAGCCAUCAUUACCCGGUAGUCCGUAAUGCGCUGGUGACUCUGAGUACGCUGUACCAAGAUCAUCUGUUGGAUGCAUCUCCUAGUACCCCAUCGCCACAACACAUCCAUCUCAUCGCCAAGUGUCAUCGACAGUUGAGCGUCCAUCUCACCUCUCCUGAUGCGUCAAUCGAGGUCGCUCUGAUAUGCAGUCUGAUCUUCUAUGUCCUGGAGGCUCUUGUCGCAAACACGCACCAGGCAAUAUGGCAUCUGGAUCAGGGUCUCAUUCUCCUUCAGCGAUGUCGGGCAGAUUUGCCUCGUCUCACCUCUGAUGGCAUAUUCACUUCCUUGGUAGAUGUCUUUUCUCGUCUGGAUAUCCAGGCAAGUACGUUCGAUGAUAGUCGAGUCCCGAGAUUAUCGCUAGUGCCGUCCGUUGAAAGAUCAGGCAUUGUUCCUGUUGUACCUGAAGUCUUCAUCAAUUCAUCACACGCUGAAGCCAUCUUGACCAGACUCCAGAAUUGGAUGAUGCACCAUCUGAUAGCUCAUGUCGAUAAUAAGCAUAGGUCGCUAGAAGACUUGCCUCAGGAUCUACUCCACGAGCGACUCAUUCUCGAGGAACAAUUUGAACAGUUCAUAGCGACACUCAAUGAUCUCUUUGAGAGGGACUCCGAUGCUACCAAACACCUUUAUAUCUUACGUAUUCAAGCACUAGUAUUUCACAGCGUACUCUUGGAGAAUAUCCCAUUACCAAAUAUAUUCCCACCUGCGACAACAGUCCACAAACCGACUCUCAACACCAACAUGCACGCUACCCUGGAAGAUAUAUCAACGCUUCUCUCCUCCAACUCCGAUACCACUUCAGGAAGAAACUUCACUUUAUCCACCCAGCUCAUCUCUGCGCUAUUCUUUGUUUGUCUAAAGACGACAAGUCAAGACAUAUUGAAGACUGCACUUUCGCUUUUGCAGCAUUCGCAACUUCCAAGUCGAGAUGGGCUAUGGGAUGCCGGUUUGGCAGCUUUAGUCAUCAAUACCAUUCUGGAAAGACAGGAUGAUGCUGUUGAUGAGGUGAUAGAACAGAGAGUAGAGGAUAUUGGGCUCGAUAUCCUUGAUCCGGUUGAGGGUGGACUGAAUGAAGUGUUUAGAUCUUUGUGUAUUAGACAAGCUUCGUGAAUUUUAAGGCAAUAUCAAGCGAUUCAAUACAGUCCCUCUUGGGGUAUAGUAUAUGGAAACAGCAUGGUCUAUACUACCACGGCGAGGUCUUUGUUCUAGAACGUUGAGAUAACUAAUCUUCAACAAAGCUAAUGUAGAUAUCUGCAGGACAAAAUCCUAGCUAAUUGUGAG